Cucurbitaria berberidis CBS 394.84 is the source of this 794-nucleotide messenger RNA. RefSeq lists its product as uncharacterized. Lineage: Eukaryota; Fungi; Ascomycota; Dothideomycetes; Pleosporales; Cucurbitariaceae. The transcript has a single exon. The annotation marks the transcript as partial. The record is from RefSeq and is a predicted model, not a curated record.
UUGCUCGCACUCGCACAUUGAGAACUGGGAUGGCUUCCACAGGCUGAGGUUGUGCCCGUGUAUCACCCCAUCAUCUCCCAUCCAUCAUGUACCUCUACCGUACAUGUCAUUGUCUGUCUCUGAGGCCGCUCGCUCGAAAUAUUGAAAGCCCCGCCCCUGGCCCUUGCUCUGGGCAAACGCGCAGGGCUACACCGCCAACAUUCAUUCGCACGCACACGCACACCCACGCAACCGCCGGCUCAUCAGUGCUUCCAGUCCAGUCCCUCCCCCACCCCAGGCCAGGCCAAGCCAACCUCGUCGAGCCGUUCGUUCGUCGUGCUGCUACUGCUAGCUAGCUAGCUAUGCUGCUAUAUUACGCAGACUGACCGCCUCGCCUCUCCCGCCUGCCCGCCCUGCCUGCGUGUCACUCACUCUCCCACAACAUCAUGUCGUUGCGGCCUGUCCAUGUCCAUGUCCCCCUCCCUCGCUGAUUAUUAACCUCGAUUGGAGCCUGAAAGAGGGGCCCACUGGCUUCCAUUGCCUUCUAGCAGUCACACGUCGCGGGCGGGUGCACCAGCAAUCACGGCCAGAAACUGCCCUCGUCCGGCGUGCUUCCUUAUAAGCAAUUCCCGGGGCGCACUCGACCACUUUCUGGGAGGAACCUGCGCCGAACCGCAGUCCCAGAAGCCCCCCCGCUAUCCCUCCUAAGCCAACAAAUCCUCGCCCUCGACUCUGCUCCAGCACACGGUACCACAUUCUCUUGCCUGCUUUGAGCCUCACCUGCAUACCACGCAAGGAACGCCGCCCACCCGCUC